AUGGCUGGUCGUGAAUCACAUCGUAUUAAAGACGCCGAAAAGAAACGUGUACUCGAUGAAGCUGCCCGACAACGACGUGCCCGCAAAGCCCUAGAAGCCUUAGAACAGGACAAUUUUCACGAUGAUCCUCAUGCUGAUUUGGUCAUGUCGAAAAAAGUACCCAAAUUCCAGGAUAAUUUAAAGAAUUCCAAAGAAAGUCGCAAAUCAAAACGUAAAGGGCCCGAAUAUUACCGAGCUAAAUAUCGCAAAAAUUUUGCCCAGCUUUUGGAUGAAGAAAAACAAUUGAACCCAGAUCCACCAAAUUAUACUAGUGCUUUAGCACCACCACCAUCAAAACCGUCGAGACAUUUUUGUGCAGUCUGCGGCAAUUUUUCGAAAUAUUCAUGUACAGCCUGUGGAACGCGCUACUGUUGCAUAAGGUGCUUGGGCACACAUCAGGAUACGCGAUGUCUUAAAUGGACGGCCUAAGAGUUGCAAGUUAUUUUUAAUUGUAUUUUGUAUACCUAGCAUUAAAAAAUAAAAACAUAUGUAUUUAAAAAUUCGAAAGUGUAAAUUUAGUCAAACCAAAA
Molecule: messenger RNA, 569 nt
Organism: Stomoxys calcitrans (stable fly)
Lineage: Eukaryota; Metazoa; Arthropoda; Insecta; Diptera; Muscidae
Product: zinc finger HIT domain-containing protein 1
Exons: 1
Coding region: 1-468 (155 amino acids)
Biological process (GO): chromatin remodeling
Cellular component (GO): Swr1 complex
Molecular function (GO): nucleosome binding
Source: RefSeq, a predicted model, not a curated record